This is a messenger RNA of Triticum dicoccoides, 2171 nucleotides long. RefSeq names its product receptor-like protein 2. The coding region runs from base 15 to 2171 and encodes 718 amino acids. The transcript has a single exon. Lineage: Eukaryota; Viridiplantae; Streptophyta; Magnoliopsida; Poales; Poaceae. The record is from RefSeq and is a predicted model, not a curated record. Gene Ontology annotation, molecular function: protein binding.
UUCCAUCAGAAACCAUGCAGCCCCUUCAAUUUUCAAACAAGACACACAACAACAAAUUGUACAUACCUUCCCUUGGCCUCACUCUUGUGCUGCUGAUCUCCUUGGCCUCUCCCGCAAGUUCCUGCACGGAGCAGGAGAAGACCUCCCUUCUCCAGUUCCUCACCGAGCUCUCAUGGGACAGUGGUCUUGCCGCUUCAUGGCAGAACAACACGGAUUGCUGCAAGUGGGAAGGGAUCACCUGUAGGCAAGAUAGGAUGGUUGCCAAAGUCAUGAUGGCUUCAAAAGGCCUAGAGGGGCACAUCUCGGAGUGCCUUGGAAACCUCACCAGGCUGCAGUAUCUUAACCUCUCUCACAACUCGCUGUCUGGUGGUCUGCCGCUGGAAUUGGUGUCGUCCAACAGCAUCACCGUCCUUGAUGUCAGCUUUAACCAGCUCAAUGGAACACUCCACGAGUUGCCAUCUUCAACCCCUGCUCAACCCCUGCAGGUACUGAACAUCUCAAGCAACCUAUUUGCAGGACAGUUUCCAUCCACCACAUGGAAAGCAAUGGAGAAUCUGAUAGCACUCAACACAAGUAAUAACAGCUUUACAGGGCAGAUACCAACUCAUUUCUGUAGCAGUUCACGAUCCCUCGUUGUGCUAAAUCUAUGCUUAAACAAAUUCAGUGGCAACAUCCUGCAGAAACUUGGUAAUUGCUCCAAGCUGAGAGAGCUCAGGGCCGGCUACAACAAUCUCAGUGGAACACUUCCAGAUGAACUCUUCAAUACUGCCACACUGGAGCACCUGUCUUUUCGUAACAAUGAUUUACAUGGAGCUAUUGAUAGUACACGCACAACCAACCUCAGAAAUCUUGUAACUCUUGAUCUUGGAGGGAACAGAUUUGGUGGAAAGAUUCCAGAUUCGAUAGGCCAGCUCAAGAAGUUGGAGGAGUUCCAUUUGGACAACAACAAAUUCUCAGGGGAGUUGCCAUCAGCUCUAAGCAACUGCACGAAUCUCGUAGCAAUUGAUCUCAAGAAAAACAAUUUCAGUGGACAGCUCGCCAAGGUCAAUUUCUCCAACCUGCCAAAUCUAAAGACAUUAGAUGUUUACUUCAACAGCUUCACCGGCACAGUUCUAGAAAGCAUAUACUCUUGCAGCAAUCUAACUGCACUGCGGGUAUCUACCAACAAAUUAACAGGGCAGCUUUCACCAAGAUUAAUUGAUCUGAAGUACCUCACCUUCCUAUCACUUACCACAAACUCCUUCAUAAAUAUUGCAAAUGCACUUCACAUCCUUAAGAGCUGCAGGAACCUUACCACUCUACUUAUCGGCAGUAACUUCAAGGGAGAGCUCAUGCCAGAUGACAACACAAUUGAUGGUUUCGAGAAUCUUCACGUUUUGGACAUCGAAAGUUGUAAAUCAUUUGGAGGAAUACCUCUUUGGAUAUCAAAGCUUCGAAAACUAGAGGUGCUAAUCUUAUCUGAAAAUCAACUCAGCGGAUCAGUACCAGCCUGGAUCCAAACACUAAGUGACCUGUUCUAUCUAGACAUAUCAAACAAUAACCUCACAGGGGAAAUUCCAACAACACUGAUGGAUAUGCCAAUGCUGAAGUCAGAGAAGAAUGAAGCCCAUUUGGACCCAAGGGUCUUCGAGCUACCUAUUUAUGCAGCUCCAUCACUUCAAUACUGGGUUCCCAUGGCUUUGCGUAAAGUUCUUGAUCUAAGCAACAAUAAACUCACCGGUGAGAUCCCCAUGGAGAUCGGUCAGUUGAAAUCCCUCCUUUCACUCGACUUAAGCUUCAACCACUUGACAGGACACAUCCCACAAUCGAGUUGCAACCUCACAAACUUGCAGAUGCUAGACUUGUCCAAUAACAACCUCACAGUUGCUAUCCCAGUUGCACCGAACGCCCUGCACUUCCUUUCAGCAUUCAACAUUUCAAACAAUAACCUGGAAGGGCCUAUUCCAUCUGGAGGCCAAUUUGAUACGUUUCAGAAUUCUAGUUUCGAUGGGAACCCAAAGCUGUGUGGCUCUGUCCUCACUCACAAAUGCGAUUCAGCAGAAGCACAUCAAGCCAUCAUUCUGUCAAGAAAACCAACUGACUGCAAGGUGGCCUUUGUGAUUGCCUUCAAUGCUUUCUUUGGUGUAGGCGUGUUGUAUGAUCAGUUAGUCUUAUCAAGGUAUUUUAGCUAG